AUGGCUGACAUUGAAAAAAUGUUUCAUCAGGUCAAAGUAUCAAGGAUAGAACAAGAUGCUCUUCGUUUCGUUUGUCGAGAAAACACCAGCGACAAUAUCGAUGACUUUGCCAUGCAAGUACAUUUAUUUGGUAAAGUAGACUCUCCUUGUUGCGCGAAUUACGCUCUUCGACAAACUAGUAUCGAUCACGAUCGCGAAAUCGUAGACGCUAUCACGAAAAAGUUUUACAUGGAUGAUUAUCUGGACUCCAUGAAAACGGUAGACGAAGCCGCAUCGAUUGCAAAAACCUUGACAAAAGCAUUGAAAAGUUGUGGCUUUCGUUUAACAAAAUGGCUUUCAAAUUCUUGUGAAAUUCUUAAGUGUUUUCCAAAUACCAAAACCGUAAUCAACGUCAAUCUAGAUCUAAACAAAUUACUGACUGAAAGAGUACUUGGUAUGUUAUGGAAUCCAAAUACUGACUAUUUCACAUUCAAAGUUGUCAACAAGCCAUCACCUGAAACUAAAAGAGGUAUAUUAAGUUUAACAAGUUCAAUAUUUGACCCACUUGGCAUCUUAACACCAUUCAUUUUAGAAGGAAAACUUAUCAUCCAAUCUUUGUGGAAAUCCAAAAUAGACUGGAAUGAAGAAAUACUAACCGAAUUAAAAACAAGGUGGUUGAUGAGCUGGAGAAGUGAACUGGAGAAACUAACAUCGAUCAGCAUUCCUCGAUAG
Hydractinia symbiolongicarpus is the source of this 711-nucleotide messenger RNA. RefSeq lists its product as uncharacterized. The record is from RefSeq and is a predicted model, not a curated record. The coding region runs from base 1 to 711 and encodes 236 amino acids. NCBI's taxonomy places the organism in Eukaryota, Metazoa, Cnidaria, Hydrozoa, Anthoathecata, Hydractiniidae. The transcript has a single exon.